This is a messenger RNA of Penicilliopsis zonata CBS 506.65, 1333 nucleotides long. RefSeq lists its product as hypothetical. Bases 92 to 1240 code for a protein of 382 amino acids. The record is from RefSeq and is a predicted model, not a curated record. The transcript is spliced from 2 exons. Lineage: Eukaryota; Fungi; Ascomycota; Eurotiomycetes; Eurotiales; Aspergillaceae. Gene Ontology annotation, cellular component: endoplasmic reticulum. Gene Ontology annotation, biological process: transmembrane transport.
GAGUCAGGGAGCUCACAUUCGCAUUCUUAGUGGCCAUUCCAGGUCGUUACAUACCACCUAUACUGCAUCAUCUAUAUACUUGUUAAUAGUAAUGGUUAAUAUGCUCUUCUCUCUCCUCUCUACAGCCGCCCUGCUGUGGCCGGCUGUGGCCUCACCCGUGCAGGGCAAGAUCACGCCGCGAGUCUUCAUCUUCUCCAUGUUCGAACCUGAAACUACCAUCUGGUGGGAUCGCCCCGAGUUCGACCUGAAGGCUCGCAACAUCAGCCUGCCCGGUCUGUCGCCCAUCUACCCCGACGUCCACUGCACCCCCGACGGCGACAUCUGCCAGUUGACCACGGGCGAGUCCGAGAUCAACGCCGCCAGCAGCGUGACGGCUCUGGCGCUGUCGCCGCUGUUCGACCUGCGCGAGACGUAUUUCCUCGUUGCCGGUAUCGCCGGUAUCAGUCCCGAGCAGGGCACGACGGGCGCCGUCACCUUUGCCCGUUUCGCCAUCCAGGUCGCCCUGCAGUACGAGAUCGACAUUCGCGAGCUGCCGGACUCGUAUACCACGGGCUACAUCCCCCAAGGCGCCUACUACCCGGGCGAGUACCCGACCAGCAUCUACGGCACGGAGGUGUUUGAGGUCAACGCCAACCUGCGCAGUCUGGCUGCCUCGUUUGCCCGCACGGCGAACCUCUCCGACUCGGCGACUGCCAUCUCCUACCGCGCCAACUAUAACACCAGCGCCAUCUACCAGGCCGCCAUCAACGCUCCCUCCGUCCUGGAGUGUGACGUCGCCACCUCCGACGUCUACUACAGCGGUCUGUUCCUCGGCGAGGCCUUUGACAACACCACCACCCUGCUCACGAACGGAACGGGCGUCUACUGCUCCACCGCCCAGGAAGACAACGCCAGUCUUGAAGCUCUCCUCCGCGCCGCCGUCUAUGGUCUGGUGGAUUUCGCUCGUAUCAUCGUCAUGCGCACCGCUUCCGACUUUGACAGACCCUACCCGGGUGAAGGCGCUGCCGAGCACCUCUUGUACUCUUCUCAGGGCGGGUAUGAGCCUGCUGUCGAGAACAUCUAUCUCGCCGGUAUCAAGGUCGUCGAGGGUAUUCUUGACGGAUGGGAUCAUACCUUCAAGAAGGGUGUCGCUCCUGACAACUACAUCGGUGAUAUCUUUGGCACCCUGGGCGGCACUCCUGAUUUUGGUCCGGGGAGAGUCGAGUCUUUGAUUGAUGCGGGUGUCCUGAGGAGGCGCUAGGCUUCUUGUCUGUACUAAUGUUGUAUAAUGUGUAUAUGUAGUGUUAGUGAAUGAUGAAUCGAUUCUGGUCUGUAUGACUUGUCUGGAAUAUCC